Molecule: messenger RNA, 1256 nt
Organism: Pelodiscus sinensis (Chinese soft-shelled turtle)
Lineage: Eukaryota; Metazoa; Chordata; Testudines; Trionychidae
Source: RefSeq, a predicted model, not a curated record
AAGGAAAUGGUUUGAUGUGGACAUGACUUUCUUCCAGGUCAGAGUGGAGCAGGAAACAACUGGGCAAAGGGCCACUACACAGAAGGUGCAGAAUUGGUUGACUCUGUAUUAGAUGUUGUAAGGAAAGAAGCAGAAAGCUGUGAUUGUCUUCAGGGCUUUCAGCUUACCCACUCCCUUGGUGGGGGCACUGGCUCUGGCAUGGGCACCCUCUUAAUCAGCAAGAUUCGUGAAGAGUAUCCGGACAGGAUCAUGAACACUUUCAGUGUUGUACCAUCUCCCAAAGUAUCGGACACUGUAGUGGAGCCCUACAAUGCCACUCUUUCUGUACACCAACUUGUAGAAAACACAGACGAAACCUAUUGUAUUGAUAAUGAAGCACUAUAUGACAUCUGUUUCAGAACCCUUAAGUUAACUACUCCAACAUAUGGUGAUCUGAACCAUUUGGUUUCAGCAACCAUGAGUGGAGUUACCACCUGCUUGCGUUUUCCAGGUCAGCUUAAUGCUGACUUGCGUAAACUAGCAGUUAACAUGGUUCCCUUCCCCCGUUUGCACUUUUUUAUGCCUGGCUUUGCUCCACUCACCAGCCGUGGGAGCCAGCAAUAUCGUGCUUUAACUGUACCAGAGCUCACACAGCAGAUGUUUGAUGCAAAGAACAUGAUGGCUGCAUGUGACCCACGUCAUGGCCGCUACCUUACUGUAGCUGCAGUUUUCAGAGGCCGCAUGUCCAUGAAAGAGGUAGACGAACAAAUGCUUAACGUACAAAACAAGAACAGCAGCUACUUUGUUGAAUGGAUUCCCAAUAAUGUUAAAACUGCUGUCUGUGAUAUCCCACCCCGGGGCUUGAAAAUGUCUGCUACAUUCAUUGGUAACAGUACAGCUAUCCAGGAGCUAUUCAAGCGCAUUUCUGAGCAAUUCACUGCGAUGUUUCGCCGAAAGGCUUUCUUACAUUGGUACACUGGAGAGGGCAUGGAUGAGAUGGAGUUCACUGAAGCUGAGAGCAAUAUGAAUGACCUGGUAUCUGAGUAUCAGCAGUACCAGGAUGCUACAGCUGAGGAGGAGGGGGAGUUUGAGGAGGAAGCUGAGGAAGAGGCAGCAUAAAAAUCUGUCUGCUAGCUACUGUAAAUUAUGUUUAAAGCUGUAUGAACUCCCUUCAGAAACUUGUCUUUAUUGAUGUCUGUGUACCUUCCACUGCUGUUUCCUGGUGACUUCAUGUCGAAUGCUGUAUAGACACCGCAAUUAAAGCAUUUUUCACUGCG